AUAAGUAUUGACUGUAGCUUGGACUGUAGUAGCUGGUUAUAUUCCGUCCAAUUUUAAAUGACUGCAUGUCACAACGUGACAACGUUAACAGUCUAGAUAUAAUAUAGAAGUCUUUAUAGAUUCGUAGUGUAAAGCCGAACUUCGUUAAUCAAGAUAAAAAAAAAACGAAUUUUGGAUCGGACAUGUAAGGUUCUCCUUAUUUAAGUCCCCCUUGUUGCCUCGAAUCUCCAACGUAUCAUCAAUUAUGAAGUUUUUCUCGCGAGCGGAUACCCAUGUACCAACCGAGGUUCCGGAAGAUGCACCGAUAGCGAAAUGGACGUACUCUCAGGUAUUGGCUGCAUUCGCAGUAUCGGUGGGUUCUAUGCAAAUCGGUUAUUCACUUUCGUACACAUCACCAGCGCUAGUAUCCAUGCGUGACUUCGCCAUAACGGGCUUCGAAGUUACUCCACAAAUGGGUAUGUGGAUUGGAUCAAUUAUGCCGUUGAGCGCGCUUCUCGGUGGCAUCACCGGGGGACCGUCCAUCGAAGCGUUCGGAAGAAGAACCACAAUAAUGUGCACGGCGUUACCGUUCUUCAUAGCGUGGGUCUUAAUUUGGCUGGCUAUGAAUAUCCCGAUGGUGCUGGUUGGGCGAGCGAUAUGCGGAUUCGUCGUAGGGAUCGCUUCCUUGGCGUUUCCCGUGUACUUGGGUGAAACGAUACACGCGGAAGUGCGCGGUGGACUCGGUUUAAUGCCCACUGUCUUCGGUAAUGGCGGAAUAUUAGUAUGCUACACGGCGGGCAUGUUUCUGUCUUGGAGAAACCUGGCACUGUUAGGUGCGAUUUUUCCGAUACCGUUUGUGAUUCUGAUGUACCUAAUUCCGGAGACGCCAAGAUAUUUUAUCUCGAAGGGGAAAAUAGAAAAGGCACAAAAAUCUCUUCAAUGGCUGCGUGAUAGUAUGGAUAUAACUGAGGAAUUGAGCAACAUUGAGCAAAUACAUCAAGAAGCCGUCGAGAGAGAACGGGUUAUAGUGGAGAGCACAUUCACGUUGCUGACGAAGGAAGGUCAUCGCGUACCGGUUCUCAUUUCCCUCGGACUGAUGUUUUUCCAACAAAUGUCCGGUAUCAAUGCAGUGAUAUUCUACACUGUACAAAUCUUCCUGGACGCUGGUAGCACAAUCGACGAGAACCUUUCCACCAUGAUCAUCGGCCUGGUGAACUUGAUCGCCACCUUCAUCGCUGCAGUCCUGAUCGACAGACUGGGCAGAAAGGUGCUACUGUAUAUAAGCGCCGUGUCAAUGAUCGUGACUCUCACCGUUCUCGGUGGAUAUUUCUACGCUAAAUCAUUGGGCGUAAACGUGGUGGUCAUCGGAUGGUUGCCGUUGCUCUGUCUAAUCGUGUACGUGAUAGGCUUCUCGACCGGUUUCGGACCGAUACCCUGGUUGAUGAUGGGCGAGAUUCUACCCGCCCAGAUUCGAGGAACAGCCGCAAGCAUUGCAACCGUUUUCAAUUGGAUGUUCACGUUCAUUGUGACAAAGACCUUCCAGGACCUCAUAGACUUGUUGGGCACGCACGGUGCCUUCUGGGUGUUUGCCUCCUUCGUUGUGAUUGCUCUCUUCUUCGUGUUCUUCUGUGUGCCAGAGACGCGCGGCAAGACCCUCGAAGAGAUUGAAAGAAGGUUCACUGGUCCAGCUAGGAGGUUGAGCGCGAUCGCUAAUAUAAAACCGUUGCCGAUGACGACUUAGCCGCUAGCCGCCAAAAAUUCAAAAUUCGCCAAAAACGAGCAAGCUCGUUCGCGUGAAAAAACUUCUUACAUCUUUCUAAGAGAAAAAUUUUCUUAUAAGGACAUGCCCUUUCCCUUAGGUUUAAAGGAAAGCUUUAAGUUUGAAAGUAUGCUUCUACUCUUCUGUAUUAAAAGGAGGCGUAACUAUCCUCUCUCUUUCUCUCUCGGUUUUUCUUAUCUUGCUUUUACUUUCGAGAUUUUUUGCAUGACUUGUCUAUCACGAUGAAUUUGCGCAGAAACGAACAUACAAUAUUCGAAGAAAUAAUAAAUAAAAAAAAAAAUAAAAAAUAAAAAUAAAAAAAAUAAAAAA
Molecule: messenger RNA, 2068 nt
Organism: Cataglyphis hispanica
Lineage: Eukaryota; Metazoa; Arthropoda; Insecta; Hymenoptera; Formicidae
Product: facilitated trehalose transporter Tret1-like
Exons: 7
Coding region: 245-1720 (491 amino acids)
Biological process (GO): carbohydrate transport; transmembrane transport
Cellular component (GO): membrane
Molecular function (GO): sugar transmembrane transporter activity
Source: RefSeq, a predicted model, not a curated record